Cylindrotheca closterium is the source of this 999-nucleotide messenger RNA. The record is from the annotation of a GenBank genome assembly. Lineage: Eukaryota; Bacillariophyta; Bacillariophyceae; Bacillariales; Bacillariaceae.
AUGAAGAAGGUUGGGAUACCGGACGCGUGGACAAAGACGACAACGGAAUUGGAGGCCGCCCUCUGUCAGGACCGGAAGGACUACCUUGAGGCUAAGACUCAUUAUGCUGCAAAGUGGCAAAAGGACUUUUUGACGGUGCAGGCGGCGAAGUCCAAAAAGAAACAAUGGCGGUCGCGAAAGGCCAGAGACCGGUUCCUGCGGUUACGGCGGAUGAAGCAACGGGAGGAGGCGAGGCGCCGACGCCGCGCUCAGGGAAAAGGAUCUACUGGGGGAUUACACGCGAUCCAAGUCAAAGAAAGGCUGCCUUCAGGCGAAGUGGGCUUGCGGACUGUCUCCGAAAGGAGUCAAGUGGAACAGGGGUGCAUGCAGGAGAAUUGCGCACGGUAUGAUCAGACCAGAUCGCCUCAUAUGACCCCUUCAAUGGAUGCACCAUUGUACCAAAUGUUUAAUGGCCAUGACGCGGAACAAAACUCCCUGGCCCUUCUUGAAGGGCGUCUUCCUCUACCAGAUGGCAUUGGGUCUUUCCUUUCUCAGUGCAGGUUCCACAAAGAUCAUUCUACGUCCCUUCUGGAGGUUUCUACUGAAAAUCACACCUACUUCUGGUCUCGGAAUCCGGAACACAAGGGCUCUGAACCUCAUGACCUGCAUAAUGGCCACUUUAAAUCUGGGAUUCUCUCCCCUAUGGUCGCCCAGUGUGACGCCUUGUUUUGGCAUAUCCCUCUAACUACUGGGUUCGUUCCUGACAACUGGCGACAUUUAAUGAACUUUGCCAUCAAAAAGAAGCCCGGGGAGUUUUGCUUGAAGAAAAUGCGCACAAUUCAGUUGAUGAACUCCGAAUCCCAGGCCAAUUAUAAGCAACUUGGCCGUCUGGUCAUGACUUAUGGCGAAGAACAUCACCUGAUUGCUGAUGGUCAAUGCGGGUCCCGAAAGCACCAUCAAGCGAUCGAUCUUGCCCUGUCGAAGCGGCUGGUGUGGGACCUCCUGAUUCUCCAGCGUCGA